GGGCGACAGUGCCCCCGUGGUACAAUCACUCCGUCUUCGAUUCUCUCAAUCGGCCGCGACGAUAGCCUUGACUGCUGCAUUCUUACCCAUGGCGCUGGGACACGGAGGACAUCACACGGACAAGAUUCCGGAGGGACAGGCGGUCUCUCUGGACCCGAUUGAUACAACACUAUGGGUACACAUUUUCGUCCAGAUGCUCGCCUUUGGCGUUCUCUUCCCCAUAGGGAUGGUUUUUGGGAUCAUUAAGAGCCGGUGGCAUGUACCGCUACAAGUCCUCAGUACCGCGCUCGCCCUACUCGGUUAUGCCCUUGGCCACCUCCACGGCGGUCGGCAGUUCCACCCGAACAACGUGCACGCGGAGGCUGCCAAUCCCCUCUUCUUCCUCAUGGUUGCGCAGGUUGCGUUUGGCAUUUAUCUUAAGCUGCACCUCGAGAGGGGAAUCCACGGCCGGAUUCGCCCGUUUUUCCGAAUCCUGCACAGCAUCAACGGCAAGGCUUUCCCGGUGUAUGCGUGGGUGCAGAUGGUUUUCGGUGGCAUCACAGCUUUGGGUUUCUGCCAGGGCGACCAUCUCGGCCAGUGCCUGGCACACUUCAUCAUGGGGGGUGCUUUCAUCGCCUACGGUGUCCUCCUGACGAUCCUCUUGCUUGUUGGUCAGCUCUGGCUUCGCCGGACCGGCCGUAGCCAGGAAUUCUUCGACAGUGCCGUCAUCGCCGCCUGGGGCUGCGUCAACACCUUCACCGAGCACCGCUGGGGAACUGCGUGGGUCAAGAACGACUGGCAGCACACGACCAUGGGCAUUAUCUGGUGGAGCGCCGGGCUGGUGGGCAUCUGGCUCAGCAGGGAUAGGCAUGGCCAGCCAAAACGCAACUUUAUCCCCGGGUUUGUCAUUUUCAUCACCGGUUGGGCCAUGUCGGCGCACCCGCAAGAGCUGAUGAUUAGCGCCAUGACCCACCAGAUGUUUGGCUACACCCUCAUGGCGGCCGGACUGACGCGUAUCGUUGAGAUCUCGUUUGUCCUUCGGGAUAAGCAGGGUAUCUCUGAGGAUGGCACCGAGGUUAACAGCUUCCAGUUCAUCCCCGUCUUUCUUCUCUACGCCGCCGGCUUCCUCUUCAUGGGAGCCACCGAAGAGCAAAUGGCCCUCAUCGCCGGCUCUGGAAUUGAUCACGUUGCCUACGUUCUGAUCCUCUACAGCCUGGCCUCGCUGCUCUUCCUGUUCACUAUGGCGUUAAUCAACAUUUACGACCGCGCCAACCCGAUUCCGAAGAAGCCGCUUACCAAUGGGCAGGCGGUGCGCGGGGACGAUGCACGGCUGCGAGACGCGAAUGAGUUUGAGUUGGACGGCUUGGUCAGCGACGAGGAGGACGAGGAGCGCGCGGCGAGGAGGAAGCUGUUGACGGAUGAUGGUCUUGGGGAUGGACCCGAUACCCCGAGCACGGUGGGGAGGAACAGUGAGAGAGUUGCGUAACCUUCCUCACAAAGGUAAGAGGUGUAUAUCCCCAAUCUGCAAUGGCAGGUACUGGAGUUUUGGGUUGUUUUUGAACGGUGGAGGCAGGCCUGUCAUAAUAAGCAUCUGGUUGCUUAAAGAGCUAAUCACAAACGUUGAUUCCGCAUCUCGCUGCCAAUCGUCUCUGUGUGAACGCGGAAGGCGAGGCGACAAGCAGUAUUCCAUCCAGCAUUACGCAGGUGGAGAGAGAUCAGCCAAUUGUCACCAUCAUUUAGGCAACUGAGAUCAUGGUUGCAUCUCUG
Molecule: messenger RNA, 1746 nt
Organism: Thermothelomyces thermophilus ATCC 42464
Lineage: Eukaryota; Fungi; Ascomycota; Sordariomycetes; Sordariales; Chaetomiaceae
Exons: 4
Coding region: 89-1465 (458 amino acids)
Source: RefSeq, a predicted model, not a curated record